GAGAAAAAGAUGCAGCAUCCACCAGAAAAAACAAAGACGACGUAUGACCUUGACAAACGCAAAGAGCGCGUUUCCCGACCUGGAAAAACGAAGACAAGGGUGUCCUGAGCGAAAUUCCGCCUGCAAUCGUUCGACCAGACGGUCUUCCUCGAGUUUUUGAGAAAAGAACUCACCAGCUGAACUUUCUUUGCGGAGACACCCGAGUGCAGUCACCGCCGGGCGCGAUCUUCGCUGUGCUCCUCACCGCCCCCGUCUCCCGGUUUCCUUUCUUGUUCUCCGUAUCUUUCUUGUGCUUUGUCUUCUUGCUCUGUUCUGUCUUCCUCCGUCUCGUCCUCCUCGUCUUUCUUGUCCUCCUGCAACUGUCCUUCUCAUCCCACGGUGGCGUAUGUAGAGAGCAGACAGAGGGCCGUCGAACACAAGGGCGGUUAACAGCGGAGAGGCUUCUCGAAAGGACGCGUGUCUCUCUCAGGUGAACUCUUCGACUGCAACUUUUCCAGCUUUCUCCCCUCUGCAAACAUGGAUCGCUCUUCCUCAGCAGAGGUCGCACAUGACAUGUCUCCUCUCCGCUCCUCGCCUUCUGGCGAAAACGCGCUCCAGCGCUCUGCGCCUCUCUCCUCUCUCUCUCUUCCCCUGUCCUCCUCUGUGUGUGCCUCAUGUUCUCCCUGUUCCGCUUCAUCAACCUCGGCGUCUUCUUCUUCGUCUUCCAGGGGCUGUGACGAGAAGGCAGACGAAGCAGAUCUGCUUGGAGAGGCUUCUGCCGGCCUCCACGGCGCGCCGGUGCUGCUUCUGCUUGUGCUCUCUGAGGAGUUGCUGAAGGGAGACAGCCAAGCAGACAGCCGAGGACAGGAGAGCGCUGCGGCUCAGCGGCCCGAAGAAGAGAGAACCGAGGCGUCUGCAUGCACAGGGAAGGCUGCGGAGCACCCGAAUGGAAUUUCCUCCGGUUCGCCGGCGCAUCUUUUCCUCCGCGACCUCCUCCACAGGCUCGGCACACCCAUCGAAGGACGAGGAACUUCGACCGCCUGCAGCUGCGCCGUGAGGGAGCAGCGUUCCGCGCUCCCCCAAGGAGUGGUACUCCGGACAAAGUACUAUGACGCGCCGGUUCGUCUGGUGUGUCAGUAUCUCUCCCGCGAGGCUGCUUCUUCUCCCUGCGCUUCUCUCGACGGCGCGGAACUCUACGCUUCGGGUGCGACUUCCCUCACGCUGUGUAAAUCGCCUGCCGCCGCGCCUUUUUCUCGCCAGGUUCUGCAGACUCCUUCGACUGCUUCGUCUUCCGCGCUCUCGCCUUCGUCUCCCUCUUCUCUCUCUUCUUCCGACGCAGUCGCUGCUGCUUCGCUCUCUCCGAGCCUCUCUGCGUCUGCGUCGCUUCAGGCGACUUCGCCGGGUCUCUUUGUGCCGUCCUUCGGCCUCGCGUCUCCGCCUGAGGCGCUCCUCGUUCUCUGUGCGGCGCCGCUAGCCGAGGAACUCGCGGGCAGGCGCGCGAAGAAGCGUCGGGAGCCCUCAGAGUCCCGAGAGGCGAACGCGCGGUCUCAUGUGGAAAAACAUCCUGCAGAAGACGACAUGGAGGAGGAACUGCCGCUGCCUGCGUGCCUCCGGCGGCCUCCCUUCCGUUUGACAACUCCCUCAGGCGCAGAAAAAAGCAAAGGGCGUCGCGCGCCGCCUGCCGACCUCGAGGACCGCGCAGCCUCUGCCAGUGCGCGCGCCAACUUCUAUGCGCCUCUGGGCGAGGAGACAGACGAGGAAGCCAGCGAGGAAGACGGAGAAGAACCUGCAGACAGCGAGUGGCUCUCUCGUGUACCUGUGAAGCUGUUUGUGUCUGUGGACGGUCCGGUGGAGAGUGAAACGAGGAGCAAGUGUUUGGAGCAAGCGUCUCGGAUCAGGAGGUCGGGUCCAGGGGCGCCGGAUGCAGAUGAUCCUUCAGAGAUCUUGUUUUUCGAAAACAAUUGUAUUUUCGAGCGCGUCUCACUGCCGUGGCCUCGCCCGUGCAACGGGGCGUCUUCUCCGGGUGUCGCUCUGUCUCCUGCCGGCGCUUCUUCGAAUUUGGCCUCUCACCCUGCCCUGCUGGGUUCCCAAGAUGCGAUGACUCGCCUCGUGGACGCGCUCCACUGUCACUUGUGGCCGAACUUGCGGCGGCGCGCACCUCCGAAAAAGCGAGAAGAAAAGCGAGAGGAAAUCUCGGGAUUCUCUGCCUUUCGAAUGGCUCCUUCGCCUGCAUCUGCAUGCGCCGCCGUCUCUUCGUCGUCUUCAGGUUCCUCGGGCCUCGGCGCAGAGACUCCGAUUCCCCCGAAACAAGCAAGGGAAGCGAAGCAGACCGACAGUUCACGGUCGCAAACGCCAGGCGAAAGUGGAGAGCCUGGGCACCCCCCGCAGGCGCGUUUUUCGGAGCUGAAAGAAGCGACAGAGAGAGACGAGAGGGCGACGGAGACUCAAGGAGCCGAAACCGAGAAAGGCCAGACGCGGAAGGAGACAGGCGAGUUCAGUGAAGACGGCCUGGAGAGAGAGAACGGCGACCGCGAGAAAAAAGCUUCUGGGAACAAGCAGUUUGCAGAAGAAUGGUCAGAGAGCGACAGUUCGGGGGGGGGGGGGAAAGCAACAGCAGCAGGGAGGCAGAAGGCCGCUGUUCGUGCAAUCGUGGGAGAGGAGCACCCGAGUACGGGGAAGGAACGAAACCUUUCAGGCGAAAGCUCGAAAGACAAAAAAGAUGAUACUGCAAAUGUCGCGCACUUGGACUCACUGGAUGCGCUCAUCCAACAGCUGAGAGCAGUCAGACUGGAAAGUGAAAACCUCCCGCCGGAAGAGCGGAGGGCGCGGGCGGAGGCAAUGGCGCUGAGACUCGCCACCGUGAUGGGUCUCUCAGAAGACGAAGAAGAUUAAAGGGCGAUGUCAGGUCGAAUGGAGAGAACACAAAUGGGGGGACACUGUGAGGGCAUCCAGUCCGGUGCCUGUGGGUGGGGGAUAGUUCUGCAUCAUUCGAAGGCUGUGUAAGAGGCGCUGACGCUGUCGUGCGUCGCCUUCGACGUUGUUGGCCGCGAGUUCUGAGAAAUAGACGUAGACCCAACUAAAAUGCUUCAUCUGGCGACAAGUUCGUGC
This is a messenger RNA of Toxoplasma gondii ME49, 3087 nucleotides long. RefSeq lists its product as hypothetical. Lineage: Eukaryota; Apicomplexa; Conoidasida; Eucoccidiorida; Sarcocystidae. Bases 517 to 2871 code for a protein of 784 amino acids. The transcript has 3 exons. The record is from RefSeq and is a predicted model, not a curated record.